Messenger RNA from Pseudophryne corroboree (corroboree frog), 2712 nucleotides. Its product is annotated as calpain-13-like. Gene Ontology annotation, cellular component: cytoplasm. The record is from RefSeq and is a predicted model, not a curated record. Bases 33 to 2255 code for a protein of 740 amino acids. NCBI's taxonomy places the organism in Eukaryota, Metazoa, Chordata, Amphibia, Anura, Myobatrachidae. The transcript is spliced from 24 exons. Gene Ontology annotation, biological process: proteolysis. Gene Ontology annotation, molecular function: calcium-dependent cysteine-type endopeptidase activity; calcium ion binding.
GUAAAUGAUUUCAUUUCUUUCCGCAAGCAGAGAUGCCGAUGCCGGGGGUGUAUCAGAAAGUAGCAGAGGGGCAGCAGUCUCAGCGGAAGACGGGGACAGUGGAGAAUCCCAAAAAGUUCAAAGGACAAGAUUUCCUCAGCAUUCGCGAAACCUGCAUCAACCGGAAGCAGCUGUUUGAGGACGACGUCUUCCCAGCGAACCUGUAUUCUAUCGGCGAGAACCUGCUCACCCAGGACAAGCUACUCAGCAUCAAGUGGAAACGGCCAUCUGAGUUACACAGAGACGCGCGUUUCCUGGUGGAUGGCGCCAGCAUAUUUGAUAUUGUUCAAGGAGAAAUAGGUGACUGCUGGGUUCUUUCUGCCGUUGGAGCUUUGACAUUACACCGACGAUUCCUAGAGAAUGUUGUUCCCAAAGACCAGGAAUUUACACAGAAAUAUGCUGGGAUUUUCCACUUUAGGUUUUGGCAGUAUGGAGAAUGGGUAGAUGUGGUUGUCGAUGACCGGCUGCCUUUUCUGAAUGGAAGAUACUUGUCCGUGCAACCGCGCAAAAACAAUGAAUUCUGGCCGUCCCUGCUGGAGAAGGCAUAUGCUAAACUGCGAGGCUCGUAUCAGAAUCUGCACUGGGGCUUCAUAUCGGAAGCUUUGGUAGACUUCACUGGAGGGGUGCAAAUGGAUUUUAACUUAUCCAAACCGCCACCAGACCUGAGAGACAUAAUUUUAGCAGCUGCAAGAUCAGGGUCCCUUGUGGGGUGCACAACGCCGGGAGAUCUAAAUACCGGAAACAUAGAACUGCAUAACGGUCUCGUACAAGGUCACGCCUACACCAUGACUGAGGGCACGGAGAUCGCCUACGGCAACAGAUCUGAAGAUAUUGUUCGGGUUUGGAAUCCUUGGGGUCAAGGCGAAUGGAAUGGACGCUGGAGCGAUGAGUCGCCACAGUGGGACAGAGUCAGUCCCGAGUUACGGAGAAAGCUGAACAUUGAAAGAAAUGAUGGAGAAUUUUGGAUUUCCUGUCCAGAUUUCAUGCAGAAUUUCAGCCAGGUAAACAUCUGUAACCACAUCCCGUCUUACUUAGACUUCGGAGAGCCGCAGUACGCCUGGGAGUCCUGCAGUUAUUACAACCAGUGGGUGAGAGGCAGCACCGCCGGCGGCUGCAGCUCUGCAGAUGACAUAUGGAAGAACCCCCAGUAUGUGAUCACAGUGACUGAGUCGCAAGGAGCGAAGAGGGGUUACAAUGUGACGGUAGCCCUCAUGCAGUGCCUGGGCAAUGAGCGGAAGUACAACCCUCGCUGGUUACCCAUCGGCUUCUCCUUCUGCAAGGUGGUAGUCAAGGGUGUUAAGAAUGGAUCGCAACAGAAAUACUCUCGCCAGCAAGUAACGGAAACGAUAAACUCCGGACUAGAAAGAGCUCGGGAGGUCACCCGGUCAUUCAUAGCGCCGGCCGGGACCUACGUCAUAGUUCCGUACACAGAGAACAAAGGCCAAGAGUCGGAUUUCUUCCUGAGAAUUUACACCAAGACCUCAGAAAUUACAGAAUAUGAAGAUACCAGAGCAAUGUCCAGAGAAGACAACCAAGAAUUGAACACCAGCAAUGCGUCAUCACAAUAUCAAGUUACCAAAGAAAUGCAAAGAGACGGCAGCCAGGCCCUUUACCAAAACAGCACUGCACUAAGUGACUUUGGCCCGAGGCUCACUAUAAACACUCCGAAUCCAAAGGCAGUUUUAAAAAAAUAUAUAGAUGGCGGCUAUGAAAAUGUUUUUGCCUAUUAUGCAAACCAGAGCUCAGAAAUGUACGCAGAGCAACUACAGAAGCUCCUAAACGAUGUAGUCCUCAUAGAUCAGACUUUCGUUGCUGACAGGGAAGAAUUCACCUUGGAUUCCUGCCGGGGAAUAUUAAUGCUGAUGGAUCUCAAUGCAAAUGGAAGACUCAGCCUCACCGAAUUCGGCCGUCUGUGGAAACGUCUGAACAUGUGUAAGGACAUUUUCCGGUCUAUUGACGGGAACAAGUCUGGGUUUAUCGAUGGAUUUGGUUUAGAGAAGGCCGUUCAUGAGGCUGGACUCAUGGUCAGUGACGCCGUAUUUAAUAUAAUGCUUCUGAGAUAUGCAAAUUACAUGCAGAAGUUUACCUUUGCCAGCUUUGUAUGUUGUAUGAUUCGGCUGGAAACUGUGACAAAGGUAUUUCAGAACCUAACGAAGGAUGGGCGGGGUGUGUACCUGAGCGCAGAAGAGUGGAUGCAGAUUAUUAUGUCCAGCUAGCCGCACAUUAUACUCCUGGUACGUGAUGGGAGAAUGGGCUGAGGCCUGGGAACACGAGACAGACGAGGUCAAUAUACAGCACGCAGAGCGUUGCGAGGAGGAAAUUGCUGCAUGUUCUGUAUUCUGCAGAUUAUUUUUAAACCGCUUGAAAUGUACUGUUUGUAAUAAGUGACAUUUUGACGUUUAUUUUAGAAAGGUUGUAGUUAGGUGGGAACAGGCUGUGUUUGAGAUCUCAGCCUCCGCAUGACGACAUUGCAGGAGAAUAACAUUUCUCAUUGUGUGACCAUUGUCUUUUACACGGCGUGGAUAACUUUUAUUCUUGUGCCUCUCUUGUAGAUAACGUGUUAGGCGACUUAUGUAAAAGUUCAAGACAGUAACUUAAAUAUCAGGUGAAAGUUUGACUUUUUUUUCAGUUUUGAAAUGUAUUUAAUAGAAAUAAAAAAUAAAAUAUGAAUAA